Messenger RNA from Funneliformis geosporum, 354 nucleotides. Lineage: Eukaryota; Fungi; Glomeromycota; Glomeromycetes; Glomerales; Glomeraceae. The record is from the annotation of a GenBank genome assembly.
AUGAAUACACCACCACUUAAUGAGACUAAGCUAGUAGAUAAAAGAAAUACUCAUGUUAAAACUAGCUGGAUUUGGGAUUAUUGGAUUGAAGAUGUAUGUGUAAAACAAGGUCAACAGCGUCAAAUAAUAAUUUGUCAAGUUAUUAUAGAUGAUAAUCAAAAUAUAUGUGGAAAAACAUAUAUUCGAAGUCGUGGCUCUACUGGUAAUGCAACAUCUCAUUUAAGAAAUCAGCAUAGAAUUACUAAAGAUGGUAAAAUUGAUAAGUCAGAUGAUUUAGAACAAGAUGUAAUGGUGCACAGGCGUCAAUAUUCAAAAGAAAAACAACAAGAAUUAUGCCAAUUUCUUGUUGAUUAG